Messenger RNA from Ornithodoros turicata, 867 nucleotides. RefSeq names its product putative ferric-chelate reductase 1. NCBI's taxonomy places the organism in Eukaryota, Metazoa, Arthropoda, Arachnida, Ixodida, Argasidae. Bases 263 to 739 code for a protein of 158 amino acids. The transcript has 4 exons. Gene Ontology annotation, cellular component: membrane. The record is from RefSeq and is a predicted model, not a curated record.
CACCCCCACCACUUCAAUCAUCGUUACUUUCUCCACCAACCUUCCCCACCCAAAUUGUCACGGUCAAGUUAUAGUACCGUUGGACGUCCUCAUAGCCCUGGCCGAUCUCCUUUGGGGCUAAUGGCCAUUCUCCGUGGGACGAAGAAGAAGGUGGUGUCCCAAAAUAGAAAUAGCUGGUGGCCACUGUUCCUAGUGGUGGAAGAAGAAGGAGAAAUAGUUUGUCCUGGCCAAUCUCCCUUAGUGGUGAUAGAAGAGAAAGAAGAUGGCAUUGGAAGACAUCUUGGGAGCUGUCACUCUUCUCAUAUUGCCGGUGUGCUGUCGUUGGAACGGGGCACCAGUCGGUAGCUGCAGAACCAUGGACCCCAAGCAUAACGUCGGCCCCAAGGAGAUACCGCACGGAUACACUUUGAAGACUGAGAACGAGGGUAUGAACUUUAAUGUGACACUCAGUGGCGAUGUCUUCAAGGGCUUUAUGAUCCGUGCCAUGAUAAAGAAAGGAACAUCCGAAAACUACCUUCCAGGAAAGUUCCACAGCACGGAUUCCGCGAUCAAGUGGUUGCGCUGCGACGGCAACGAUGCGAGCGCUGUCACACAUGGCAACAGCGAGAGGAAAAACCUGGUUACCGUCAGCUGGACGGGAUUCACUUCUCCUAAACACACUCCAAAUAUCUUCUUCAGUCUUGAGUCAUUCCAGGGCAACCGUUGUGCAGAAUGUCACUUUCUACUGGUUGAGAAUUGAUUCCGAGGUGAUUGCCUUGGGCUCGGCUUCUCGUUGUGGCUUCAACAUGAUCCUCUCCUUCUACGUUGCCUGCCUUCAUACAUUAUUCCGAUAAUAAAAAGUACUCGAAAGGUACAUUGAUGCAGUCA